AACGCAACAACAGACCGGGGUCCCUACGCCAGCGUCUGGACGUCGCCCGAUUAUGCUUGGCCUCCAUUAUCACCUUAUUAGCGAUUCGUAUUUUCUCCCAUGACUAAGACCGGGGAAAGAGAAGUUGACUGGUGGAGGAAUUGCAUGGCAUCGGCGCUUCCGACGGGCGCCGUUCCCUAAACCGUGGUACAAUCUCAGUUCCCUCGGUGCGAGAUAUUUAUCUCAUUUCUUACGUACUUCUUCUCGUUUUUUGUCGGAUUGCGAACCUCUUCCCCAACCCACCCUUUGGUGUUGAACGAAAAAAUGGAGUCGGAGAAAAAUGGCGACUCGAGUCCAGCGAUAACAACGCCUGCACCUGGCCACGACUCCAAAGUUCACACCUCUCCUGAUGUUUCAGAGAAGAAGUUGUCCCAGAAUGACGCUGAGCAAGCUCAACCACCGGCUCGGACAGAGGUAGAACCGCCCCCAGACGGCGGGUAUGGCUGGGUCUGUGUGCUGUGUGUCUUUUUGGUCAAUGCCCAUACCUGGGGAAUCAAUAGUUCCUAUGGUGUAUUUCUAGCGCAUUAUCUGGAUACAAAUACAUUUCCAGGGGCAUCAGACCUCGACUUCGCCUUCGUCGGAGGUCUUUCUCUCAGUUUGGCCCAAUUCAUCGCUCCAGUCGCAACGAUCACCACUCGAGAAUGGGGGACGAGAGCUAGCUUGGCGAUAGGAAUCACACUGCAAACUGCAGCGCUGUUAGGAGCGUCGUGGGCGACCGAGAUUUGGCAAUUGUUUCUAAGUCAGGCCGUGUGUUUCGGAUUCGGGAUGGGAAUGCAAUUUAGUGCGACUGUUGGCAUCAUCCCUCAAUGGUUCAACCGCCGACGAUCUCUUGCAAACGGAAUAGGGACAGCAGGAUCGGGAAUUGGAGGCCUGAUUUAUUCGCUCGCCACGAGUGCCAUCAUCCAGAGAUGGGGGACUGGCUGGGCUUUCCGAAUCCUGGCUAUAGUAUCAGCUGCUGCCUGUGGCUUCUCCGCCGUUCUUAUUAGGGAUCGCAACCAGGCCAUUGGAGCUGUCCAAAUUGCCUUCCAUACCAGUCUUUUGAAGCGACCGGAGUUCCUGCUUACGUUGGCCUGGGGCUGCUUCAGUGUGUUGGGCUAUGUGGCCUUGCUUUUCUCCAUCCCCAGCUACGCGAAUACCGUCGGCCUUACCGCAUCCCAAGGCUCGAUUCUUGGUGCCAUGUUCAACUUGGGAGGAGGUUUGGGUCGACCGGUUAUAGGGUACGUCAGUGAUGACUUUGGACGACUGAACACCGCACUCGCGUGUACCUUCCUAGCCGGCCUCUUCUCUUUUGUCAUCUGGAUCUUCGCCAAAAGCUUCGGCGUCCUCAUCUUCUAUGCACUGAUCGGCGGCACCGUUUCCGCAACCUUCACGACUACCGUUGCUCCGGUGGGCGCCGAGGUGGUGGGAUUGAAACUCCUACCAUCUGCCUUGUCGAUAUUCUGGCUUUCGGUGGUCAUACCGAGCACAUUCGCCGAGCCGAUCGCCCUUUGGUUGAGAACCGACAACGGGGCCAAUUUUCUGCACGCCCAGAUCUUCACUGGGUUUAUGUUUAUGGGAGGAUCGAUUUGCCUCUGGCUUGUGCGAGCAUGGAAGAUAUCGGAGCUGGACAAAACGGGUGCGGACGCUGAUCCUCUCAACGGGGAAGCCGAGGUCAGGCACGAUGAUGCCGUGCGUCGACAAUCAUUGGUGGCUAGGACGGUGAGCAGAGUUCCUAGCGUGACGAGAAAGGCAAAGGCUGCGAAGGGCUUGUUCACGUUAGCUAGGGUAUAGCAUUCAAAAUGGUUGAUAGCUUUUCUAAUUUUGCGUCUGAUGAAAAGCAGAUACUCUGAAGUAGUCCGACCAGAGCUCCAUGAAAG
Messenger RNA from Aspergillus melleus, 1895 nucleotides. RefSeq names its product MCT family MFS transporter. Gene Ontology annotation, molecular function: transmembrane transporter activity. The record is from RefSeq and is a predicted model, not a curated record. The transcript has 2 exons. Bases 304 to 1809 code for a protein of 501 amino acids. Gene Ontology annotation, biological process: transmembrane transport. NCBI's taxonomy places the organism in Eukaryota, Fungi, Ascomycota, Eurotiomycetes, Eurotiales, Aspergillaceae.